AUGAUAAUUGGAGAGAUAAAUAAAGCGCAACACUCUGAGAUAAAAUUUUCUCAGACACAUUUUGAAUCGAGUACUAGUGGGCCGAUUCUGAAAUCGGUGGAAUCAUGUGAACAGUCCAGUAAAGGGUUCACAAAAAAAAUCGCGUUUCUCAAAAUUUAUCAAAUUAUCAAAAAUGACGUAUAUUCAUUUAUUGUUCGCGACUUGUGCGUCUGUUACCAUUUUAUUGUUCUGACAAUGAUUAAAUCCACGCAAUUUGUCAUAGUUGCUCUCGAGCUCUCCAGGACAAUAAUGAAGUGCGUUUGGAGCAUCGGUUCUGUUUGUUGUAUUUUGGCAGUGGUUUACCUCCAGGGAAUUGACGCUUACUAUCCAGGAUGCAUUGCACAUUUCAGCGGACUCUUGGAAUACCCCCAUGAUUGUUCAAAAUUUAUACAGUGUGAUAAUGGAAGAACAUUCAUAAUGAAUUGCGGUCCAGGAACUGUGUUCAAUCCCCACCUACGAGUUUGCGAUUGGCCUUACAACGUUCCUGGUUGCGGUGGGGUGAUACAUCCCGAACCAAAGCCUUGGCACGAACACGACGAUUCGUGUUGGCCUGGACACAUACCGAAACCCACGGAACCGCCAGAAGAACACAAACCAGAGCAUCCAAAGUAUCCUGAGGAGCCUGAACCUGAAGAACCGGAACAUAAACCUGAGAAACCUGAGCAUAAGCCAGAGAAACCUGAACAUAAACCAGAGAAACCUGAGCAUAAGCCAGAGAGACCUGAACAUAAACCAGAGAAACCUGAACAUAAACCAGAGAAACCUGAGCAUAAACCAGAGAAACCUGAACAUAAACCAGAGAAGCCUAAACCUAAGCCAGAAAAACCGAAACAUAAACCAGAGAAACCUGAACAUAAACCCGAGAAACCUAAACAUAAACCAGAGAAACCUAAACAUAAACCAGAGAAGCCUAAACACAAACCAGAAAAACCGGAACAUAAACCAGAGAAACCUAAACAUAAACCCGAAAAACCUAAGCAUAAACCAGAAAAGCCUGAACAUAAACCAGAAAAACCUAUGCAUAAACCAGAAAAACCUACACAUAAACCCGAAGAACCUGCACACAAACCAGAGGAACCCCACCCUGAAUACCCUGAUGAAGAUGAGCCUGAAGAGCCUGGCCAGGAGCCUGAGGAGCCCGAAGAGCCUGGCCAGGAGCCUGAGGAGCCCGAAGAGCCUGGCCAGGAGCCUGAGGAGCCCGAAGAGCCUGGCCAGGAGCCUGAAGAGCCCGAAGAGCCUGGCCAAGAGCCUGAAGAGCCCGAAGAGCCUGGCCAGGAGCCUGAAGAGCCCGAAGAGCCUGACCAGGAGCCUGAAGAACCUGAAUACGAACCAGAAGAGCCUGACCAAGAGCCUGAAGAGCCCGAAGAGCCUGACCAAGAGCCUGAAGAACCCGAAGAGCCUCAUCAAGAGCCCGAAGAGCCCCAAGAGCCUCAUCAAGAGCCCGAAGAGCCUGAAUACGAACCAGAAGAGCCUGACCAGGAGCCUGAAGAGCCCGAGUACGAACCCGAAGAGCCUGAAGAGCCCGAGCAUGAACCAGAGGAGCCCGAGUACGAACCCGAAGAACCUGAAGAGCCCGAAUACGAACCGGAAGAGCCUGACCAAGAGCCUGAAGAGCCCGAAGAACCUGAACAAGAGCAUGAAGAACCCGAAUAUGAGCCUGAAGAACCUGAACACGAACCGGAAGAACCAGAAUAUGAGCCUGAAGAACCCGAACACGAGCCUGAAGAGCCAGAACAUGAGCCAGAAUAUCCUGAGCAUGAACCCAAGGAACCUGAACAUGAAACGAAAAAACCUGAGCAUAAACCCAAGAAACCGGAACAUAAGCCCAAAAAACCUGAUCAUAAACCUAAAAAACCAGAACAUAAGCCUAAAAAACCUGAACAUAAACCGAAAAAACCCGAACAUAUGCCCAAGAAACCUGAACAUAAACCGAAAAAACCUGAGAAACCAGAGCAUAAACCCAAAAAACCCGAACAUAAACCCAAAAAACCAGAACAUAAACCGGAAAAACCCGAACAUCCGAACAAGGAAAAACCACAAAAACCUGAACAUCCACAUAAGCCUGAGAAACCUGAACCCCCCAUCAAACAUAAACCAAAACAUCCUAAAUAUCCACCUCAACAUGAACCACAUUACUCCCAAGAGCACGAAUCAGAUUCUUCCGAGGAACAUAAUCCAGAGUAUCUUGACCAUCACGAAUCCGUAGCUGGAGACAUUUCAUUUGAGCCCGAAAAUCUGCCCCAACGUAGGAAAGGGAAAAUCGAUUACAGUAUCUUCGACUAUUAGUUUAGUUCGGUUAAUGCAAACGUAAUAUAAGUUUCCACAUUAUUGUUACUUUUAUAGAGAAAGAUUGUACAGUAGAAAACAUCAGGAUAAAGAAUAAACACUCCAUUGGAAAUGCAAAAAAA
Diachasmimorpha longicaudata is the source of this 2447-nucleotide messenger RNA. RefSeq lists its product as uncharacterized. The transcript has 6 exons. Gene Ontology annotation, molecular function: chitin binding. Bases 1 to 2325 code for a protein of 774 amino acids. Gene Ontology annotation, cellular component: extracellular region. The record is from RefSeq and is a predicted model, not a curated record. Lineage: Eukaryota; Metazoa; Arthropoda; Insecta; Hymenoptera; Braconidae.